Molecule: messenger RNA, 3156 nt
Organism: Microtus ochrogaster (prairie vole)
Lineage: Eukaryota; Metazoa; Chordata; Mammalia; Rodentia; Cricetidae
Gene: Sh2d4a
Product: SH2 domain containing 4A
Cellular component (GO): cytoplasm
Molecular function (GO): phosphatase binding
Source: RefSeq, a predicted model, not a curated record
CUUGCUAUCAGCAAGCAUGCUGAAACAGAUACUGUCAGACAUGUUCAUAGACCCUGACCUGCUGGCAGAGCUCAGCGAAGAGCAGAAGCAGAUCUUGUUUUACAAGAUGAGGGAGGAACAGAUCCGACGAUGGAAAGAAAGAGAAGCAGCCAUGGAAAGAAAGGAGUGCUUGCCAGUGAAAUCCAGACCAAAGAAAGAGAAUGGCAAAUCUGUCCAUUGGAAGCUGGGCGCUGAUAAGAAGGUGUGGGUUUGGGUGAUGGGCGAACACCAUCUAGACAAGCCCUAUGAUGUGCUCUGCGAUGAGAUCCUUGCUGAGAGGGCCCGUCUGAGAGCAGCGCAGGACUCGGAGCUCAGGAAAGCACAGUCUGCAGAAAUCACCAAUAGCUUGAGAACAAAGUCACAGAACUGUGCUCAGCCAGAACUACAGAAGCUGGAGCCUCAGAAUGUCACCAGGAAAGCAACUGCAGAGCAGACAUCAGGGCAAGGACCCAGAACAAUACCAACCAAGAGUGAAAACAGAGCCCACACUAAAGAACCCAUAAAGAAAAAAGAAGAGGAGGAAAUAAAGCAAACAGAGGAUGAGAAAACCAAGCAGAUAUACAAGAGCUGGAAAGAGGAUUCCGAGUGGCAGGCAUCGUUGCGAAAAUCCAAGGCAGCUGAUGAGAAGAGACGCUCCUUAGCUAAGCAAGCACGGGAAGACUACAAGAGGCUUUCCCAAAGGGGAAGGAGCGGAGAGGGGAUGCAGAACCCCCUGGCUGGUCCACAGAAGCCCAGAAGACCCCCUCUUCCCCCGAAGCCCCAGUUUUUCCACCCACUAGGAAACUCUCCACAGUCUUUAGGGAAUCAGGGAGUGACAAGGACAGAGUCCAGCUCCACCCAGGAGGACAUCAUCCGAUGGUUCAAAGAGGAACAACUGCCAUUCCGUGCAGGUUACCAGAAAAACUCAGACACCAUUGCUCCCUGGUUCCAUGGGAUUCUCACUCUGAAGAAGGCAAACGAACUUCUGAGCAGCGCGGGCACACCAGGCAGUUUUCUCAUCCGGGUCAGUGAAAAGAUCAAGGGCUAUGCCCUGUCCUAUCUGUCGGAGGAGGGCUGCAAACACUUCCUCAUAGAUGCAUCCGCUGACUCCUACAGCUUCCUGGGUGUGGACCAGCUGCAGCACGCCACCCUGGCAGAUUUGGUGGAAUACCACAAGGAAGAGCCCAUAACCUCUCUGGGGAAGGAACUCCUGAGGUACCCCUGUGGUCAACAAGACAAGCUGCCCGACUACCUCGAGCUCUUUGAGUGACAGCUCUCAUCCGGAUCAGCCUCCAGCCAGUUGGUCCUCUGGACAGAAACCUCUGAGGUGGACUUCGCAUGUGAUGCCAAAACCAUUCUGUGACAGAGCCAACAGUGAACGAUGUCUGUGGGGUCUUACCUGAAACCUCUGUUCUGCAUAAAUGCUGGAGAUCUAUUCAAGGGACGAUGACCUCUCCCACAUCCUCAUUCUGGAAGGAAAAGGGAGAAGUGUACCCAUUUCAACAACAUCCUAAUCUGAAGGACGGGACCUUGAAGGACAGGGCUAUAAUGGUGUAUAAAAGAUAAAUAACAGGGUAAAUUAAGGUGUUACUCUAAAAAAAAUCAAAACAAUAGCAACAAUAGAAAAUGAGCAAGCCAUUUUGUGAACUACAGGCUUCCUUUUGGUAUUUAGUCAAAGGUCUCAGUCUCUUGCUUAUAGCUUGGCUUUAAAAUGCUGGGUAAAAAUGUUCCCACUCAGGGCUGAGAUUCUCCUCAAAAGAUAACCUUUUCUGUGUGUUGUUGGAACCAGGAUUUAGCAGACAGAAAAGCAAGUCCCAACUGUGAAUUGAAGGAGAAGUUUUAACACCUGGGACAAACAAGAGACUUACCAUGUGCAACAAACAAACAAACAAAACCCAAUCAAUCAACCAAACAAAUGAAAAAAAAAAAAAACAAACCACACACAGUAGUAGUAGGGAACUGGGGCAUCUUAUAGCUUGUUCAUCAUUGCUCUGCCUCCCUCAGCUCUAUCUGUGAGCAGAUACUAAAGAUGAUGUGUAUGGCCAUGUAAGGACUCCUGUGCUCAUGGUACAAAGAGAAGAACAGAGUGAGUGGUUUGAUGGCACCUACUGAGAGUUGAAUCGUGACCUACACCAAAAGUAUGUGAGUCCUGACCUCCCUGUACACGGGUGUGACCUGAUGUAGAAACAGGGUCUCUACAGACUAGAUAAGUAGGGUAGGCCCUGACCCUCAUGACUGACAUCUACACAAGGAAGAGAGGUUUAGAAAAUGACACAUGGAAAGAUGAAGGCUAAAGGACCAUAGACACAGAGAGUGAAUGACGUAACUGAGAUCAGGGGAUGCCAGUAAUUGUGGAAGAUGACAGGACCCAGGGCUCCAUUCUCCCUGAAACUCUAGAAGAGACACAGCCUUGUUCAGACUUGUUUGUACCACUGUUUCAGCAUUCUAGGCUUUAGAACUGUGAGGUAAUAACCGUCAAAGUCACUGAAGAGCUGGUGGCUUUACAACACUCUCAGAAAGCUAGUGCAAGAGCUUACAUAGCCCAGGCCCUACACGUGUUCCAUGGCCUUGAUUCUUGUCACAGCCUUCACCGUCACUGUGAAAUGAAACUUGGGUAUGGGAGGAACAUUCCAAGCAAUGCUGUCCAGCCCUGGGCACAGAUUUAUUGAGCCAGAAAUCUCCUGCCCUGCAUUAUCCUGAAAUCAAAUCCCCAGUCAUUCUCAGCUCAGAUGGAUGACAUGGGGCCAACCUCUGGUGGAUGGUGACCAAGGAGGCUACAAGGCAUUCAGUGCCACUUUUCUCAGAGGAAGGAACUUUGCUAAGCCCGCCUGUGCCCGCUUCCUCUCACUGGCCUCUUACCCGAAGUAGAAGGGCGCUGCAGGCGUCCCUUGUAUGCGUCAUUCAGAUACACAAUGUACCAACAUCGAGGCUGGCGUGCACCAGCAAGGAAACUGAAAUUCAGAUCAUUGUCUGCUAUUUCUUGAAAUAGUUCACGUGGUAUAUAUUAUUAAAUUUUUGUAAGAUCUGCCUUUUAACUUUGUUUCCAAGACUCAGCGGUCAUGGCAUUACUAAGAAUCUUUGUUCUCUUCUCAUUUCUUCCCACUGUUUUCCUGGUUAUCUUGAAUGGCCUCUUUACCU